AUGUUUGGAACCAGAAGCCGGUGCGCCUUCGAGCGGCUCUUGACCAGAAACCAUGUGGAACGGGCUCUGAUAGACGAGGUCGGACAGCACAACUUUAUCCCUCUGGCUCUGGGAACCGUCGAGCUUUUGGGUGGAACUCCGGCGCAGCUCGAGUCCGUUUAUAGUGACGGCAAGGGUCAAUUUCCAGCGUGGAGUCUGUCGCCAGGAAGGAUCCUGAGCGUGGAUGACAUGCUGCAGCAUUUGGGCGACGCCAAAUAUCAACGCGCAUAUAUAGACUUCUUCAGCCUGCAGUAUGGGAGAUCGCAGAUGUUCCGCAGUCAGUGGCUUCAAGAGCAGCUGUUGCUCCCGCACGACAAGCCAUUGUUGUACGGGCUCUUUGGAGAGCUCGGAGGGCCUCUUCUUCACCUGAGCCACGCUGUUGAGCUAAAGUCGUCUAUCCUCCUCGUCGAGUCACUCGUCCUGGCAUCUCUGGACGGCGACGCCGCCAUCUCGGAGGUACUGUCGGACCCUGCGCUAGAGGAUACUCCGACGAGCCUGCUGGCCCCGGAAGCCAUCAUGUCGAGGCUUGCUCACGACGGCAGGUUCAGUGGGGUCAUCAAAUCAGCACCCGGCUAUGAGCAGGUAGCCCUCGUCCUAUCAAACCCGGUGGCCAGGUCUGCUGUCAUCGAGUAUGUCCGACUUCUCGGUCUGGGCGAUACACCCGAGUUACUGGGCCAGUUGGCCGACCUCUCGACAGCAUUGGUAUGCGGAAGCCACAAAAGGGGCAAGCCGGCAUUCGACCUGUACCUAAGCUCUCUGCCGAGUCUUGUGCAGGCUCUGAGGGUUCUGCUGCCGUUAUUCGAUGGCGACCAGGCGUCCAGGACGACGCUGGUCAGAGGGGUAUGGCUGCUGAUGCUGCUCAGUUACAUCACGCAGAUGCGGCCAGUUCUCGACAAGAGUCUAGUGUUCGCAACCCCCGUCAACAUCGCAGACUUGAGCUGGGGAAGGCUGUGGUCCGAGUUCUGGGGGCAGGCUGGCGGCUUGAAGGAUAAGUAUCUGGAUCCAACCUUUGUCCGCUCGCUGCGAAGCUUGCAGGAGCUCGGACAGGCGUCGCCAGACCAAGAAGCUUAUUUCCUUCUGGCCGCAUGGAAACUCAGGAAGCAGUGGCAGCAAUGGGCAGGUUGCGGCAAGCCUGGUGAGUUGUUUCUGAAUGUCCGACUGUGA
Thyridium curvatum is the source of this 1203-nucleotide messenger RNA. RefSeq lists its product as uncharacterized. The transcript is spliced from 3 exons. The record is from RefSeq and is a predicted model, not a curated record. Lineage: Eukaryota; Fungi; Ascomycota; Sordariomycetes; Thyridiales; Thyridiaceae. Gene Ontology annotation, molecular function: oxidoreductase activity. Bases 1 to 1203 code for a protein of 400 amino acids.